Miscanthus lutarioriparius is the source of this 696-nucleotide messenger RNA. The record is from the annotation of a GenBank genome assembly. Lineage: Eukaryota; Viridiplantae; Streptophyta; Magnoliopsida; Poales; Poaceae.
AUGGACUGCGCCGUAGGCGGAGACCCCGUGGAGGACUUCCUCCUCGGCGGGGCCGGCGACGACGGGGAUCUCGCCAUCUUCUGCGACGGAGGCAGACAUGGGAUUGAGGGUGUCAAUGGAGAUGCUUGUGGAUUUGAGCAAGCUAAUUUGGGGAAAAGGGGUAGAGAUGAACCAUCUUCAUCUGGUCCAAAAUCCAAAGCUUGUCGUGAAAAAAUGAGGAGGGACAAGCUGAAUGACAGGUUCCUGGAAUUAAGUUCAGUUAUGAAUCCUGGUAAACAAGCAAAGUUGGAUAAAGCAAACAUCUUGAGUGAUGCAGCCCGUAUGGUGGCACAACUUAGAGGUGAGGCAGAAAAGCUUAAAGAAUCAAAUGAGAAGCUGCGGGAGAAUAUCAAGGACCUGAAGGAGGAGAAAAAUGAGCUCCGUGAAGAGAAAGUGAGACUGAAGGUAGAAAAGGAUAGGCUGGAACAGCAAGUCAAAGCUAUGAGUGUAGCUCCUACAGGAUAUGUUCCCCAUCUCCCUCAUCCAGCUUCAUACCAUCCCGCUGCUUUUACUCCAUUUGUGCCGCCACAGCAAGCUCCAGCCAACAAAAGUGCUCCGAUCCCUGCACCAUUCCCUGGGAUGGCAAUGUGGCAGUGGUUGCCUCCAACCAUCGUGGACACAACUCAAGAUCCAAAGCUCUGGCCGCCAAAUGCUUAG